This is a messenger RNA of Halichondria panicea, 2864 nucleotides long. Its product is annotated as protein unc-45 homolog B-like. The transcript is spliced from 2 exons. Lineage: Eukaryota; Metazoa; Porifera; Demospongiae; Suberitida; Halichondriidae. Gene Ontology annotation, cellular component: cytoplasm. Gene Ontology annotation, molecular function: Hsp90 protein binding. Bases 61 to 2784 code for a protein of 907 amino acids. The record is from RefSeq and is a predicted model, not a curated record.
GGUCAUUCUUUUAUACCUCCCACACCUCUCCCUGUACCAAAGAAAGUCUUGAGGAUAGCAAUGUCUACACCAUCAUUGCAGUCGUCCCUACGCUCUAAAGAGGCUGGAAAUGAACACUACAAGAACAAGCGUUACCAAGAAGCUUUAUCCUGCUACUCAGAGGCUGUCAAGUCCUGCCCUGAGGAAUCCAAAGACGAUCGAGUGGUUUUUUUGAAGAACAGAUCAGCCUGCUAUAUUCAGCUAGAUCAAUAUGAAAAUGCCCUCAAAGAUACUACGUUGGUGCUCGAACAACUGCCCGCUGACGUGAAGACUCUGUACAGGCAUGCACAGGCACUAGAAUCACUAGAAAGGCUGCCAGAAGCAUUUAAGUUCAUUAACACACUGAUUCGCAUUAAUCCAAAGAACAAGGAGGCCGAGAAUGCUGCUAGGAGACUGACUGCAACGAUAAAGAAGCAAGCUGAGGCAAGACAAUCAACAGACUAUGUAGUCAAAGAGAUGUAUUCUGUGCUGGAGGACAAGAAAUCUACGGACGAGAAGAAAAUCAAAGCAGCCAAAAAUCUAGCCAUUGUGAGCCGUGAAAAUGCAGGAGCGGAAGAGAUCAUAAAAUUUGAUGGCAUUACUAAAAUAGUUUCUCUGUUGAAAACAACCACUUCGGAGGUGGUUCAUCACUUGUUGCAAACUCUUGUCGGAUUGUGCUCCAACGAGGUUCGAUCGUCAAUUGUUUUAGAAACUCUGUCAUUUGAACUGUUGACUUCGAUCGUUUGCCGACCUGAGAAGGAGGUGUGUGGGAGUGGUGUGGCCGUGCUAAAGCAAGCUCUCCUUUCAUUUACUAAUGUCGAGGCUCCUCUGGUGAAAGAUGUGGUGGAUGUAGCCAUCCGUCUGCUGGGACGACAGGAAGUGAGUGCAGAUGGCAGGGAUCGUGUUCUUGAGCUCAUCAUCUCCUCUGUCUCUCAAAAUGGUCUUGGAGCUGUGUUCCUCACAGAAGGAGUGGUUCCUGCUCUCCUGAUGUUGGCAGCCUCCACAGCAAACAAUCAGUCGGACUUUGAAAUCAGCGAUGACCUUCGAAUGACGAUCUCUGUCGCCCUGUCGAAAUUGCAUGAGAGCCUCGGUCGGAACAAAGAACUAAUGGACUUAAUGAAAGAUACUUGCAUUUCUUUUGUGCAUUCUCACCUCUCAAAGGACAGCUCACAGUCGAAGGUGGAAGGAUUGACAGCUUUGGCCACUCUCCUACAGGGUGCUUUAGAAGUUGGCAACCAAGUGUUUUCAGAGGAAUCUGUUUUGGCAGAGAUGGUGAAAAUGGCGAAAUUAGACGAUGUCCACUGUCAAGCAAUAGCUGCGGAGGCCCUAGCUCUGGCUGCUUCAGAUAAGGAUAGGUGUCAUGGGAUAAUGCAAGAGGGGUUACCCGUACUCAAAGCGCUCUACUCUUCUCGUGAUGAAGGUGUUCGUGUAAGGGCACUCGUGGGCCUGUGCAAGCUCGGCUCUGUUGGUGGGAGCAACGUCAAUGCCCGCACCUUGACUGAAGGAUCUACUGUGAAACUCGAGAAGGCCUGUCGCAAAUUUCUGAUACGAUCAAAGAAGGGAGACAAUCUCAAGAAAUGGGCCACUGAAGGAUUAGCGUUUCUCAGCCUGGAUGCAGACGUAAAGGAGGCACUAGUCGGAGACGAAGACGCUCUGAAAUCUCUAUUCCAAAUUCCGAAAACUCAAGACCAGUCUCUGUUGUAUGGGAUCGCCACGAUAUUUGUCAACAUGACCAACAGUUACGAUAAACCAGAAAAGAACAAAGAUCUGGAGGAACUAGGAAAGUUUGCCGGAGAGAACAUGCCGAAAGAACAUGAAUUCGAUAGUGAGGAGCAUUUAAAGAAAAGAGUUGCCUCUCUCCUAGGACUUGGAAUCGUGCCUGCUCUUGUUUCUCUGAGUACUGUCGAUAGUAAAGCCUUACACGAACAAGUUUCUCGAGUGCUGCUAUCCCUUACGGAAAAUCCUGCCCACCGUGGAGUUGUCAUUCAGCAGGGUGGGGCCAAGUGUCUGGUUCCUCUAGCAACCAACAGCACAGACAAAGGCAAAUUCAUUGCUGCUCAAGCUCUGGCCAAGAUCGGUAUCACCAACGACCCUCGACUCGCAUUUCCGGGUCAAAGAUCGUUAGAAAUCGUGCGUCCCCUCGUGGGCCUAUUGAAAUCUGAUCAAGGUCUUCAACAAUUUGAAGCUCUUAUGGCACUUACAAACUUGGCCGGUCUCGGUGACGAUAUCAGGCGACGAAUCUACAAAGAGGGGGGAUUCCAACACAUUGAAUCUCUAAUGUUUGAAGAGCAUGAAAUGUUGCGACGAGCGGCUACUGAAGCCAUGUGCAAUUUGGUCUCACUGCAAGAAGCUCACGAUCGCUUUCUCAACGAUGAUGUGGAGAGGGUGAAGCUACUGACCCUGUUCUCUGGAGAAGAUGAUCCUGAACUGGCUAAAGCGGCCUCUGGUGCUCUGGCCCAACUGUCUCAGGAUCCAAAGAUCUGCACCAAAAUAAUGGCCGUCAAAUCAGCGAAAGCUAUCUUGAAAGAGCUGAUAGUGAGCGACAAUCAAGAGGUACAGCACAGGGGAAUAUUCGUUCUCUCGAAUCUGAUUGAUGCAAGCAAGGAGAUAGCGCAGGAGCUGGUACAAGAUGACUUCCUGGAGAUAAUCAUGGCGCUCACUCAGACUAAAGGUACAUCUGAAAAUGUCAAGUCAACAGCACUCAGUGCACUGCAGAAAGCACAAGAAUAUGGACUGAUCAAGCCCAACCCAGAACUAGUGAAAUGACAGUAUAAUUAUUGAACAAUUGUUUGGCAAAAUUAAUUUGUAUUGAUGUUGUAGUUGAAAAAAAUGUUUUUUUCAUUUAA